AUGGCAUCUACGCUACGCUUGGCUAGUUUCGGUCAAUCCGCAACAGAGGACGUAAGCAGUGAUAAAGUAGGAAGAAAGGGGAAGUCAAAUUUCGUUAGUUUCAAACCAGAACCCCUGUUAGAUGAAAUGCAACACCAACUUGAAGCUGCGAUAGGGGGGGCCGAAUGCUCCUCCGAACGAUUCGCGAGUACCAGUAAGCAAACGAUGCAACUGUCGACUCAUCUAACUAAUGAUCCCAUGUCAAGUGGAGAGAAGGAUGUGAAAGUAAUUCUUACGGAGAACAGAGAAUUGCAGUCCCUCAAUGAUUCAUGUAAACGAGAUUUAUCAAGAAGUAAUUUAAACCAUCGCGGACUUAUGAAAUGUUCACAGAAAAGCUCAUCCUUUGCUGUAGGCGAGUCACACAAGUGUAGAUCGAGCAGCCCCGGUGCAACACAAAUCAAUAGGCCGUAUAACAGCCCAGCGAGCUCCAACAGGACAACUUAUCGCAGUUCACGUGAUCUAAGAUCGGAAUCCAAUAAAGUAAUUUCAAGAAGACGAGUUCCGCUUUCAAACAGAAUCAAGAGCUUCUCGGUGGAUGAUAAACAGGACCUUGAUAUCGAUGCUUCUACCUGCAGAUCUACUUUAUACCCAGAUGAGGAAAAUAGUUGCAAAUUUUCAAGCAGGCGAUCCGUACCUUCUGUAAGUCCGAACCAAAUGCAUCCAUGGAGAGCAGGAAAGGAAUUAGAAGAACAUAACAUACGACAAAGCGAACAGACACAGACUCGCGUUAAACUCUCCUCAACGAAAAGCUUUUCUUUGGACGCUCCGGUUACUGUCAUUUCGGAUGACAGUGGGCAACUCAUUUCAGGCGCUUCCAGUCCCGGACAAAUUGGUCUGAUUGCAUGUGUCAAUUCACGAGCACAAAUCCCUCUUCGGUCAACCUCAGGCAAACACUUUAUGUCUACAUCGGCACGAAAUUUAGACACGUGCGUUCGUUUCGUUCCGCAUGCGGCACAUCAUGUAUACGACAGGCGUAAGCCCGCAAGCGUCUAUCCCUUCUUUAUCGAUUCUGCGCCCAUGGUAACGAAAGACAGGUGUGUGACCUUAUAUGGGAGGUCUACAUUCGCUGACGAGAUGUCAAGACCGCAUUACCAGCCAACGCAACGUGGAACAGAGCUGAAUCCCAACUACCUUCCUGGUCGCCCAUUCCUUGCCCCUGGAUGCACCAAGAGGGCAGAAAUGGAUAUUCAAAAAGCACAGGCCGAAGCACCCACAAUAUAUUAUGUGAUAAAGGAAUAUAUCCCAAGACUAAACGAUGAACUUCAGCUUCAUUCCAACAGGAUGGUGAACGUGCUAGAGAGUUCUGAUCCUAUUUGGUGGUUCGGGAUUUGCGAAGGCCGUUCAGGGUAUUUUCCAUCCAGUCACGUGCGAAAGCUGGAAGGAGAAAAAACCAAUUUACAACUGUGAAGUUUUAAGAAGACAAAUAAUGUCAUCAAAAAGGAUUGCAUUCAUCUAUUUUCCCAAAAUGAAUAAUCGAGUGGAUACGAGUUAAGGAACACUGGAUUGCCUAUUGUCGGUUAUGUCGUCCUUCCUUCUGUACAAAUGCCAACAAAGCGGCUUAAACCAGC
This is a messenger RNA of Dicrocoelium dendriticum, 1607 nucleotides long. The record is from the annotation of a GenBank genome assembly. NCBI's taxonomy places the organism in Eukaryota, Metazoa, Platyhelminthes, Trematoda, Plagiorchiida, Dicrocoeliidae.